CGUUGGGUUGGCAGCAGCCCGGUUCCUGUCAGCGGCGGCGGGUGGCGGUGCCCGGUCCCGACGGCGAGCGCAGCCCCCGGCCUGGCCCGACCCGGCCCGAUUCGCGGCUCCGACGUGCGGAGCGCCGCGCUCUCGCCUGCCGGUGUCUCCCCUCCCCACCCCGGGGCGGCGGAGGCUGCACCCCCCCCCUCCCGGCCCGGCCCCCUCCUCCCGCCGCCCCCCUCGCCCCUGCCGGGCCGCGGAGCUGCGAUGCCCUCGGACUUCAUCUCUCUGCUCAGCGCCGACCUCGACCUCGAGUCCCCCAAGUCCCUCUACUCCAAGGAAUCUGUCUAUGACCUUCUCCCAAAGGAGCUGCAGUUACCACCUUCCAGAGAAACAUCUGUAGCAUCCAUGAGCCAAACAAGUGGUGGCGAGGCAGGUUCGCCGCCUCCAGCUGUAGUUGCUGCUGAUGCUUCUUCAGCUCCUUCCUCUUCCUCCAUGGGCGGUGCUUGCAGCUCCUUUACCACCUCUUCCAGUCCUACCAUUUACUCUACCUCAGUCACCGACAGCAAGGCUAUGCAAGUGGAGAGCUGCUCCUCAGCCGUGGGGGUAAGUACCCGAGGGGUAAGUGACAAGCAGUUAACCAGUAACACAGCCCAGCAGCAGCAGUCAACGCCGAAGAGACACACAGUCCUGUACAUCUCGCCACCACCCGAGGACUUGCUGGACAACAGUCGGAUGUCCUGCCAGGAUGAGGGCUGUGGAUUGGAGUCAGAGCAGAGCUGCAGUAUGUGGAUGGAGGAAUCACCCUCCAACUUCAGUAACAUGAGUACCAGUUCCUACAAUGAUAACACUGAGGUGCCACGUAAAUCACGCAAACGCAACCCAAAGCAGAGGCCAGGGAUCAAACGCCGAGAUUGUGAAGAGUCCAACAUGGAUAUCUUUGAUGCCGACAGUGCCAAAGCGCCUCACUAUGUCCUUUCUCAGCUCAGCACGGACAGCAAAGGCAACUCAAAAGCAGGAAAUGGAGCGUCAGAGAACCAGAAAGGAUCUGGAGGGAAGAAGACCCCAAUGUUAUGUGGUCAGUAUCCAACUAAGAGUGAGGGGAAGGAGCUGAAGAUAGUGGCCCAGCCAGAAACCCAGCACAGGGCUCGUUACCUGACUGAGGGCAGCCGGGGCUCAGUGAAGGACCGGACACAGCAAGGCUUUCCCACUGUGAAGCUGGAAGGUCACAACGAGCCCGUGGUGCUCCAGGUGUUUGUGGGUAACGACUCCGGGCGGGUGAAGCCCCACGGGUUCUAUCAGGCCUGCAGAGUUACUGGGAGGAACACCACUCCCUGCAAAGAGGUGGAUAUAGAGGGGACCACGGUUAUUGAGGUGGGCCUGGACCCCAGCAACAACAUGACACUUGCGGUUGAUUGUGUGGGAAUCCUGAAGCUGAGAAAUGCAGAUGUGGAAGCUAGGAUAGGGAUUGCUGGUUCCAAGAAGAAAAGCACACGAGCCAGGCUGGUGUUCCGUGUUAACAUCACUCGUAAAGAUGGUUCAACUUUGACUCUUCAGACUCCUUCCUCCCCAAUAUUGUGCACUCAACCAGCAGGAGUUCCAGAGAUCCUAAAGAAAAGUCUGCACAGUUGUUCAGUGAAGGGUGAAGAGGAAGUUUUUCUGAUUGGCAAGAACUUUCUGAAGGGAACAAAAGUGAUUUUCCAAGAGAAUGUUUCUGAUGAGAAUUCUUGGAAGGCAGAAGCUGAAAUAGACAUGGAAUUAUUUCAUCAGAAUCACCUUAUUGUGAAGGUGCCACCAUAUCAUGACCAGCAAAUAACCUCAGCUGUUUCUGUGGGAAUAUACGUGGUGACCAAUGCUGGAAGAUCUCAUGAUGUGCAGCCAUUUACCUACACUCCAGAUCCAUCUGGUACUCUGAAUAUUAAUGUGAAGAAGGAAAUUUCCAGCCCAGCCCAACAUUGUUCUUUUGAAGAGGCUAUAAAAGCAGUGAAGGCCACUGGUUGUAACCUGGAGAAGGUGAACAUUCUUCCUAGUGCCUUGAUAACUCCACUCAUCCCAAGCAGUAUGAUUAAGAAUGAAGAUGUGGCUCCCAUGGAAGUAAGUGCAGAAAAAAGAUCUCCCCCUGUCUUCAAGGCUUCAAAUGUGGUUGGACCAACUCAGCAAACAUUGGAGAACAGUAUGUCUGGCAUAUCAACUUCUGCUUCCCAUUUACCUUCUGAAAAUGAGAGCCAGCAACAAAUACAGCCCAAGGUGUAUAAUCCAGAGACACUAACUACUAUCCAAACACAGGACAUUUCCCAGUCUGGUAGCUUUUCUGGGGUCUCUACUCCAGGUCAGCUGCAGAACAGUGAUGCAUUAUUGCAGCAAGCUGCACAGUUCCAAACAAGGGAUUCCCAAAGCAGGGAAGUCUUGCAGUCAGAUGGCACAGUGGUGACUUUGUCACAGCUAACUGAUGCAUCACAACAACAGCAGCCUACGCUCUCGGAACCAGCACAGGCAUUGCAGCAACAGAUUUCAUCAAGUAUUUUCUCCUCAGCAAGUGGUGUCAGUCAGCUACAGAACACUAUACAGCAGCUGCAGGCUGGAAAUUUUGCAACUAACACUGCCACUGGCAGCAACCGAAACGUUGACUUGGUGCAGCAGGUGCUGGAAGCUCAGCAGCAGUUAUCCUCGGUUUUGUUUUCUGGCUCAGACAGCAGUGAGGAUGUUCAAGAUCAGCUAAAUGCAGACAUCUUUCAGCAAGUUAGUCAGAUCCAAAAUACUGUCAGUUCUGGGAUAUUUUCCUCCUCAGACACAGCUGUCCAUUCCAGACCAGACAACCUCCUGCCUGGCCGAGCUGAAAAUGUUCACUCGCAGCCUGAAAACGCUUUGUCCAACCAACAGCAGCAGCAGCAGCAGCAGCAGCAGCAAGCAAUGGAGACUUCUGCAGCAAUGGUGAUAGGAAUCCAACAAAACAUCUGCCAAGCUGCAACACAGAUGCAGUCUGAUUUGUUCUCUUCAACAACUUCAGGGAAUGGAGCUCUCCAGCAGUCCCCUGUUUACCAGCAGGCUUCUCACAUCAUGAGUGGGUUAUCAACAAAUGAAGACAUGCAGAUGCAGUGUGAGUUGUUCUCUUCAUCUCCUGGUGUUUCUGGAAAUGAGACUGCUGCUGCUGCUCAGCAGCAGGUCUCCAACAACGGACCUACUAUUUUUCAGGCAUCAAGUUCUGCAGAUGGAGAAGAAGCUUCAGGUCAGAGUAAACAGAUGCAGAGUACUGUGUUUCAGACCAUGGUGCAGAUGCAGCAUAGUGGGGAAAGUCAAUCACAGGUUAAUCUCUUUUCUUCUACCAGUGGAACUCAACAACAAGGAGCUGGGCUGUUCCAGCAAGGUGGAGAAAUCAUGUCUAUUCAGUCGGGAAGCUUUAUGCAGCAAUCUCAGCAUUCACAAGCUCAGCUUUUCCACUCUCAGAAUCCUAUUGGUGAUGCUCAAAAUAUAUCACAGGAAGCACAAGGGUCGAUUUUUCACAGUCCAAAUUCUAUUGUGCACAACCAGACCAGUACUAAUUCUGCAGACCAACUGCAACCUCCAAUGUUCCACUCCCAAAACACCAUGGGUGUACUACAGAGCUCCUCAGUUCCUCAAGACCAGCAGUCUGCCAACAUGUUCCUCUCCCAGAGUUCCUGCAAUCCUGCAGCUCAGGAAGAACAGAUGUCAUUCUUUACAAGCCCAAAUUCCAUCUCCCCUCUCCAGACAGCAACCAACACUGAGCAGCAGUCUUCUUUCCAACAGCAGACACAGAUAUCUCAUAUCCAGAGCUCUAUGCUUCCCCAAGAACAGCCUCAGCCUCAGCCUGCCCAGCAAGGUUUGUUUCAGUCUCAAGUAUCAUUAGGCUCCAUCCAGUCUGGUUCAAUCCCCCAGAACCAACAGGGAGCAAUCUUCCAGCCUCAGCAUUCCAUGGUGGCUAUUCAGAGCAGUCCUCCAUCUCAAGAACAGCAGCAGCAGCAACAGCAGAACAUGAUGUUCAGCAAUCAGAAUGCAAUGGGUACCAUGGCUUCCCAAAAGCAGAACAUGAUUUUCAAUCCAAAUCAGAACCCAGUCCCCAGUCAGGAGCAGCAGGGCCAGUCCAUUUUUCAUCCACAGACCAACAUGGCAUCGAUGAACCAGGAGCAGCAGCCCAUGCAAUUCCAGAGCCAGACCACAGUGUCUUCUCUUCAGAAUCCUGGGUCCAGCCAGGCUGAAGCCCAGCAGCCAGCCAUCUUCCACAACUCCCCCCAGAUCCAGCUGGUCCAAGGGUCACCAAGUUCUCAAGAGCAACAAGUCACCCUCUUCAUCUCUUCAGCUUCCAUGUCUGCCUUGCAUGAAGCCAGCAUGAGCCAGCAAGAGCUGCAGCAGUCUCCCAUGUACUCUUCUCAAAACAGCAUGGCAGGAAUGCAAGGAACUGCUUCUCCUCCCCAGCAACAAGCCUCUUUAUUUCACAACACGGCAGGAGGGGCCAUCAACCAGCUGCAGAAUUCCCCUGCUUCAUCUCAGCAAACGUCAGGAAUAUUCCUGUUUGGCAUUCAAAACAACUGUGGGCAGCUGCUGACUUCUGGGCCAGCCACCUUGCCAGAGGAGCUGAUGGCCAUAAGUCAGCCAGGACAGGCAGCCAGUGAGGGACAAGCAGCAGUACCAGCUCUGCUCUCCCAGCAGAUACCAGAGACUCCUCCACUCCCUUCAGCCAUGGCAACCAACCAGAAUAUCGAGAAAAUAGAUGAUCUGCUUGUGUCAUUGCACAACCAGGGGAACAAUAUGGCUGGCUCAUUUUAAUUAGUCAGAAAUUCUGUGAAGAAAAAAGUGACGAUUUCUCUCAGACCUUCCGGCUCUGGAUUGGGCUGUGUGGAACUGAUUGCAUCUGUCAAAAAGUGGCCCUCUUCUCUAAAGAGCACACCCGUGGCCAAUGGCAGCCUCCAGCACCAAGGCUGUGACCACAGUAUUUGGGAUUUGUAGUGCCAAUAAUGCUGAGGAGCUAUGCUUUGUGUUCCUGGGGCCUGGCCUGGUCCUGGUGCCCGAUUCCCAAACCUCCUCACCAGUGGGGUGCUCUUUCAAUUUAAAGCAUAUCUGGUCAGUUAUUAUUGUUGUUAGAAGGUAAUUCAUGUUACCAUGUUUACUUUUUUGUUUGUUUGUUUGUUUGUUUGUUUUUCCCCUCCUCUUUCUUCUCUGUGUCCCCUCUUUGACUAGAAAAGCUCAUGAAGCAGAAACAUCAAAGGCCUGUGAGCUGAGCUGUUGGGAAGUGAAGGGACCGGAGGCUUUGCAGGGAGUGGGAGAGCUCCUGCUGCCAGGUAUUGACUGCAGGAGGGGGCAAGGAGCAAUUCUGCUGACUGUAACAGCCAAGCCCAGCACUGCUUGCUGCUGCUGGUGGCCAAAGGUGGGUGCUUCCCACCUGAGAAUGUCACCAGCAGUCUCUGUGUCUCCUGUGUGUAACUGUGCACAGAGCAAGGGUUGGGGAACUCUAACAAAAGUGAAGACAUGAAGGGGAACUUCCCAUUAAAUUUUGCUGUUAAAGAUCUUCUCUAACAUACCUUCAGCUUGGAAGAACAUUCUGCUUGGCCACAGAAAGAACUCCCUCUGAGUGUAGGGGUUAGGACUUGUUAGAGCUGCCCUGUCCAUUCUCUCUUCCAUUCCUUUCAUGGUUUUCCUUCACUCCCCCUCAGUUCCAUCUUGUGUUUUUUAAAAAAGGCAUAAGUAUCCUACUGGCUUUAAGGAUUAGAAGCAGCUUUUAGGAACCCAUGGCAUUACCUUGUUCAGUCAGUAGGAGCCUUGCCAAAUAAUCAAGGACUAAGGAAAGAGGAAGCAGUUUCUCCACCACCUUCCAAAUGCAGGGAUCCCCCUUAGCGUGUCAUUUCCAGCUGUUACUGGUGAUGUAAAUCUACAGCUUGACUUUACUCCAAGUAGGGGGAAAAUGACAUUUUUAAGCAUCCUUGAAAAAUUUAACUUCAUCCUGAGCUGUUGCAUCUCUGUAGCAUACUGAGCUCCUUGCAGUUUGGAAGUGAUUUAUUUUCCCUACCAAGUCCCUCAAGUCUUGUUUCUUGAUUAUCACCUUUCAGUUUAACAAAAACCAAACAAAAACAAAAAAUUUGACUGUUGUCACUAAAUGUAGAAGCAACCCACUCCAGCCCAUGCAGUUGUGUUGUUUGUGAGGCAUGUGAAUUUUUUGGGUGCUCCAACAAUUGGGAUGUGUUUCUCCUCCUGCAGGUAGGAGCUGCUGCUGCCUCCCAGCCCUGCAGCUGCCACGUCGGUUCUGCCUUGGUAGAGUGUAGCUGGUGUCACCUUUCAGUUUGUUAUUUUAAAUAACAAAUAGUCUGUAAAUGGUUUUUAAGUUACUCGAGUCUGUUUACUGUGUGUUUUCUUCCCUUAACUCCUGUGCUUAGUUGAGCUGUGUAGAGUUUUUGUUUGUUUUCCUGGUUUUCCCUGUUUGUCUGUCUGUCCUGAUGUUCACUUUCUCUUUCUGUGUCUCUCUCUUUCUCUCUCUCAGUGAGAGGCAUUGAAUUACGUUUUCAGUAGUAAGGCUUCUUGCCGAUAUGAAGGGAACUUUUCAGAAAGAGACCUGCUCUGGGUCAUUUAAUUUUGAAUACAGUUUUCAAUCGUUCAAGUUUUGGAUGGUUUAUAUCUAAUGUGUGUUUCAUUUUUUUGGAAAGCUAUAUUUUGUAUUUAGGAAAUGGUAUACUAUUUUGCUAUUUGUACUGAGUGAGUACAUUGGCAUAAAUAUACAAAUUUAUAUAUAUACAUAUAUAUAAAAUAUUCUUUUUGCCACACAUUUUUGUGGUAAAUUUGUGAGUUUGUCUGAUGUUCUACCACAACGUGGCGUCUGAUAACAGUGGGGUGGGGUGGGGUUUGUUAUGUCUUUAUUGAGUAUUUAAGUACUUUUUGCAACAUAAAUAACUUGUUCAUCUCUCGCCAUUCCAUCAGGCAAUUUAUUGUUCCAGCUGGCUAUGAGAGCUUCACUGUCUGUUUGGUGUGUCUGUCACUCAGCAGUACCAUCUAGUCAGGAAACCCACAGGCAUUUAGGCAUGUAUAAAGUAACAGGGUUUCAUUCAGAAUGAGCCAUUCAGCUUUUAUCCACUAUCAUUGUCUAUUUAAAUAUUUUAUUAUUAGCCUCUGUGUUUUAACUCUUAAUUUAUGAUUAUGCUAAAAAUGUUUAAAACUUUAAUCAUGUUAAAAAAGAAUCCCCUGCUUCAUAAUGUCCAGAGCUGCUUCAUAACUCCCCCCCCCCAGCCACACUUUUUCUUUCUGUGAUAUUUUAUUUUCUUCCUGCUAUGAAAAAAAUACUAGCAAAUAUCCUGUUAUGGUUCAUGACAUGCAGAGCCACCUGGCAGCGUUGGCUAAAUGCUGCACCAGGUGACGGAGAAGACUGAGAAUCAUGGACCCAACAACUUCCAGAUGGUUGUGGAAGUCAAUGGCCAGUUACCCAACAAUGAACUGGUGGCUUUUGCAGGACUGCAAGCCCCAGGACAAUCUGUCGGGUGUCACCUGGGGCCUUCAUACACAGAAGAAGUAAUAGGAAUGAGAAACUCACCUGUGUGCUGCUUCCCUCUGCUCCCCAAGGGAUGUGUCUGUGCUGAAGUGCUGUCGGUCAGUGCCAAGUCACUGGGGACCAAUUCUCCAUUUCACAAGCUGGGUGUCCAAAAUAGAACUUCAUCCCAAGACUGCUACAGCUCCCGGGGAAGGGUAGGUUUUGAUUCGUGUGCGUAUUUUAGGUCGCUUAUGGAGAGAGAGAGAAAAAAAAAAAAGUAAAAAAUAAAUUAAAAAAAAAAAAAAAAGGGCUGUGCUAUCACAUUUUUACUUCUGAAUAACGCCUUUCUUGUGUUAAAUUUACCUUGUUCAUUUUAGGUCAAUGUUUAAAUGUACAACACGUUGAACAUGUGAUUUGGUUACAAAAAGUAUUUGUCUUACGAAGGAAGAGACUGCUCAGCAGCCAAGGAGUGCUGAAGAGCUCCCAGGCAGGCUGCAGGCUGCCGUGGCAGAAAGACCGGGAACAGUGUGAGCCACAUCAGUAUUUUAUCAGUCCUCAACAUUGGCUUUUGUGAUUUAGCAGUUGAUGUUGGUAUUUGGAGCUUAUUCUGCUAUUUUUUGUUGUUUCAAAUCCCCGCGUUGCCUCCUCUGCACACGCCUGCUGGCCCAUCAGCUGUGAGCAGAGGGAGCAGAGGCAGUGGGAUCAGGGUGAGUCGUUUGGGUUGAGAAGGAAAACACUGAGACAUUCAUCUCCAUAAACCUAAAGUUCCUGACACUGCUACAGAGGGAAAUGGCUCUAGGAUCCCCCCUGCUGAGGAUGGUUCUGGGUGCAGCCAAACGAGUGCGGCUGGGCUGAGGUUUCUGCAUCUCCCCGGCCCUGCUGCUGGAGCAGGGGGGUUCAGUCUGCUCCCCCCAGCCCCUGGGGCUGUUCCCCUCCAGCCCCUGGGCUCUGCUCAGCAGCACCCUGUGCAGGUUGGGUCAGAACCGCCUCUUCUCAGCACAGGGAACAUCCAGGGGAGAGCAGCCUGCCCGCCCCGGCCGUGCCUGCUGCGUACGUUCUCUUCUCUGCUUAUACACUGUGUGUAUGUCUGUAUGUAUAUAUACAUGGACUGUAAGGAUAACACAAUAUGCAGUUAUGAGCUAAAACAUCUCCUCUGGUAGGAAGUUACUGGUGCUUUGUGCUUAAUUAGCAAGUCCAUGUUGCGUUACUAAUUGCCUCUUCACUGUCUGGUCUCAGGAGUUACUGGAGGGACUGUUUUGCUGUACCUUAACAUGAAGGUAAUUUGGGAAAGAAUUUCAGCCUUGCUGUUUCAAAUGGGAGGUUUAAUCACCAACCAUUUUAUUAUAGUUUCAUUUAAUUACUUACAGCGUGGUUACCUCUAUUUAGUUUUAAGAUAAAAUGAAGCACAGACAGUUAAGCAUUGUAACUUCUGCAGGUGCUUUUACUGGACAUACUGAGUCUGGGCAGCUGUAUCAGUGGACAUUCCCCUAAUUUAUAGACGCUAAACUUUUAUUUUUGUAAAGCUUCUCUUGUGAUUUGGAUUUAGGAUAUGGUUUCUAAAGAGAAAAAACUUGUCUGAAUAAGUUUUCUACUCUUACUAUGUUUGCUGGGUCCUCAGAAAGGACACCAGGCAAAUCAGAGUCUUGCAUUUUUCUUGAACUGUAGUUUAAGUCAUUGAGUAGCAGGAAAGAUGACUUAUUAAAAAGCAGAAUAAAAAAAGAAUUUGUAAAUGGACUAAAAAAGCUGAAGCUAGCUGUAGUUCCCUCCCCAAAGGGUGGGUGUGUGUGUGUGUGUGUGUAGUUACACGUUCCUCAAGCAUGAGAAUUGCCAGGGUUUGGAUCUUGUUCCUCUGUAUGGCCCAAAUGUUAGGUUGGUUUUUCAGGGUAAUAACAGCAGAGGAGGAGGACAAGGGGUACAGACAGUUACCUGAGUGUUGGAGCAAGGAGAAGGAAUUGCUUGGCAUGCUCUGAGCUGUAGGCAGAAGGUGAGAAGAGCUCUGGGUCACUGGGGACUUCUCAUUAGUGCAGAAUUUAUUUCCAAGGAGUGGUUUGUGUUCCAGGGGACUGGUGACAGCUCCAUUAUUCCAGGAGCUAAAAGGCAAAUGGCACUGAGCUGCUGUGUUUGGGCUUCCUCUCUUCAUUUGGGGUACUCUUUGUCACCACUUUGUGUGUUCAGACCAGUUAUGCCAGUUGCCUGUGCCCACUGUGGGACUGGUAGAGGAAUGGGAUUUGUGCUGGUCAGGCAGGAGGAAAAACACAGGAGGGGCUGAGCUGCUGGAUGAACGUCCUCCUGCACAAGUGUCCUCCUGCACAAGUGUCCUCCUGCACUUCUCUGAGGGCUUACAUGGAGGGGAGAGGCUUUUCCUGUCUUAUAAUCUGUAUAGGUCUGUAAAUAGGCCCUGCCUGUAUAUUCUAAGGUUAUAUAUAUGUAUAUAGAGGAAUCAUUUAUCUAUGGUAUAUAAAGAAUUAGUAGACAUGCACAUAUAAUACUGUUGUAUUUACAUUUUUAUAAACCUGAAAUAACAUACUUUUCCUUAGUAUGAGGUUAUUUACCCAGUUUGGGUUUUGUUUGUUGGUUUUUGUUUGUUUUGUUUUGUAGUAACUCAUCAAUAGUUGUAUCAACACCUUCCAGUACUGUACCUGCUGCUCAUGUUGCUCCAGAAACUUGCUCUGCUUGUGGUGUCAUCCAUACCCCCUGGCUUUUCCACCAGCUUUUUGUAUUUUUUUAAUAGAUUUUUAUAACUGUGGCAGAUGGGGUGUGAGGUUGAGGUGGCAGGGCUGGGGAGUUCAGAGCAGCACAGGAGCCUCCUGCCUCCCUCUGCUCCCCCCAGCCCAUUCCUGAUCCUGGGACCUUUCCCCUUCCCAGUCUCCCAGGGGGAUGGUGGUGGCUGGGCUGGGGCCAGCAGCUCUUACAGAGGGUUUUUAAUUGUGCUUGCAGAGCAGAGGAUCCAGCUGCUGCUCAGCUGGGGUGCUUGGGAUGGGGAAGUUGAAGUUGGAUCUGCUGUUCCUCUCCUCUCUACUCUGAUGCAGGCAGGCAUCUUGGAAUUUGUUUCCACUGACUUUGUGCUGCGACCACACCAGUAUCUACAAAAACCUCUCCUUGAAGGCUGGAGAAAGCUCUCUGUGGUUUCCAGCCAUAACGAACCUUGCCCUGACUUGUACUGGUUUCUGGCAGCCUGUGGGAGAAAUUUCAACUCUCUUAAAGAAACCCAGACUGUAAAAUCAGUAACGUGGUUUGUCCACUGUGGCUCUUGGAUGCCAGAUCAGGUGUGUGGCAGUGUGCUGAGACACGAGGCUGCGUGAUGGACAUCAUUGUCCUGGU
This is a messenger RNA of Calypte anna (Anna's hummingbird), 10768 nucleotides long. RefSeq names its product nuclear factor of activated T cells 5 (gene NFAT5). Gene Ontology annotation, biological process: regulation of transcription by RNA polymerase II; cytokine production; calcineurin-NFAT signaling cascade. NCBI's taxonomy places the organism in Eukaryota, Metazoa, Chordata, Aves, Apodiformes, Trochilidae. The transcript is spliced from 14 exons. The record is from RefSeq and is a predicted model, not a curated record. The coding region runs from base 250 to 4764 and encodes 1504 amino acids. Gene Ontology annotation, molecular function: RNA polymerase II cis-regulatory region sequence-specific DNA binding; transcription factor binding; DNA-binding transcription factor activity, RNA polymerase II-specific. Gene Ontology annotation, cellular component: transcription regulator complex.